Molecule: messenger RNA, 689 nt
Organism: Malurus melanocephalus (red-backed fairy wren)
Lineage: Eukaryota; Metazoa; Chordata; Aves; Passeriformes; Maluridae
Product: ADAMTS-like protein 1
Exons: 3
Coding region: 49-534 (161 amino acids)
Biological process (GO): homophilic cell-cell adhesion
Cellular component (GO): plasma membrane
Source: RefSeq, a predicted model, not a curated record
GUUCCCAAACCAAAUGUAACGUGGCUGAAGAAGAAAGGCAUUUUCCAAAUGGAUUCUUUCUCGGUUUUGAAUGGCUCCUUAUUCCUGAGGAAUGUUUCCUACAGAGAUGCAGGAACAUACAUUUGCAGAGCAACCAAUGCUCUCGGAAAAGCUGAGGCUGCAUCUGUUCUCCACAUAACUGAACCAAGACUUACAGAGAAUAACACUCAAUUAUUGAAGGGAAGCAGAAGAAAGCGUGUCCUGAUGGCAUCUGGGCUUGGUACAAAUGUCACUGUGGUACCUGGAGACACACUGAGAAUAGGGUGCCCGGUGYUGCCCAGGUCCAGAAAUGCCGUGCAGUGGCUCUUUGGGGACAGCCCAAUCGAGGGAGUUGAGUUUCUGGACUACAGAAGCCUGGCUGGGGGCCGUGUCCUAGAGGUGAACACCAGCUCUGCUCAAUUUGCUGGACAAUUCCGAUGUCGGACCUCAGCUAGUGCRAAACUAAUGUCAGUUUGGGUAAAUGUCAAGGAGGAAGGUUUGUUGAAAAUUAUAUGACAAAUUCUUGCAUUUUAAAAUAUCCUCUUUCACUCUGUAAAUGCUUUCCUGAGAACUUUUUCCUGCUCUUCUGCGUUGGAAGUACUUCAGAAAUGGAUGUUUAGCUUCACAUAUGAUUGAAGUCAAUAGACAAUAUCCCUACUCAGAGUUGGCUA